Closterium sp. NIES-67 is the source of this 5690-nucleotide messenger RNA. The record is from the annotation of a GenBank genome assembly. NCBI's taxonomy places the organism in Eukaryota, Viridiplantae, Streptophyta, Zygnematophyceae, Desmidiales, Closteriaceae.
UACAACUUGGUAGUUCGUUAUCGUUCAGACUGCAGCCAAUCAGGUUCAGUGUCAACGCGAGUCAUGCUGAGAACCUGGGUUGGCAAUAUCUGUGAUUUGUUCGACUUGGUUGAAGUUCUAGGUCCUAGCAUCUCAACACAGCCAAUUGUUCGCGAUGAGUUCUAGAGUUGCGGAUACGUUGUUAGAAGCCGCCAACGAGAAUCCACGCAUUUCCUGUUCUGCGUAGCCGUCUCUUAGUCCGGCGGUCUCUUAGUUCGACUCAUCUUUGUUCUCGACAUUAGUAGACAUUAGUAGGCACAUAUGGCGACGGAAGAAGACUCGCUGGUUCUCGUCGACUGCGGAGAUGCGUACGUGCUCCUUUACGAUUCUAAGUACCAAUCGGUAGAGGAAGCCAUAGUCGACACAGCCGAACACUCCUCUCAGCUCGACGCCUUACCAGAAGAUUCCGUCUACGAACCGCAGCAAAUUGACGAACCCGGAUUUUCUGGGUCGCCAUGGUUACCGGGUUCACCAACAGGGUUUCAAGAUCUACAUCCAGAGUGUGAGGGUUCCCUGAACCCGAAUUUUCGGGCCGUUGGUUCCGCUGGUUCUGCGGAUUCCGCUGGUCCGUCGAAGCAGGCUCUCUCGCUUCACCGCCUGAAGCGAAUAAGCCUGCGAGGCGGGAAGAAAGGCGCGAAAUGGAUCCGGCGAACCGUCGACGUGGUAACCAACGGCAAAGGCGGGAUGUUCUUCCUUCCGGGAAUGAAACCCGGAAGCGCGAGGGGAAACGGAAAGGCAGGCGACGACGAACCUCUCGAAUCAGCGUCGUCUUUGCACGCGUCAGCUUAUAGCGAGGACGAUGAUGUGAUGCCGAGGCUUAUGAACUUAACUCGCGCGCUUAGUAGAGUAACGGAAGCCGAGAGCUGGCAGGAGAGAGGGGAUUCUUGCGACUUACGCAACCGCCUGACUCGGAUCUCGGAUCUUGAAAGUGCUGCUAUCGAGAUUUCCGGCAGUCUGCCUCCAUCGAGUGCCCUUGCAACGGGUAUGAAUAACCCCUUUUAUGACGAUGGCGACGAUGUAUUGUGUGGUAGUGAAGAUGGCAGUGUAGAUAUGGCGAGCUACAGUGAUUUCGGCAUUUCGUUUGAUAUGGUAGGGAAGGCCGGAGCAAGUGGCGAGGAGCAGGGAAGUUUCACGGAAAGGUUCAGGCAAGUGGGGAAGCGGAAUCAGAUGCACAUAAACGCGAUAAGGAGGGUGAAGGAGAAGGAGAGGAGCCGGUCCACCUCGUUAGAAGGUCAACUGCUCGACUCUAUAGCGGAGAAUAGUAACCCCGAAGUUGUGAGCCGCAGGCACAGUGAAAGUAGCGAAGGAGAUUUUAACGAGGAGCGGGAGGCAGGGGAAAGCGGCGCAGACACAGGAUUAGAGGGGGUUUGUGAAUCAGGGGAUGGGUCUGUAGACAUGGCGAGCUACAGUGACUACGGCCUGUCGUUCGAUAUGGUGGGGAAGGGCGGAGCAGGUUCGGAGGGUGAGGGGCAGGUGGGGUUCACGGAUAAAUUCAGGCAAUUGGGGAGGCGGAAUCAGAUGCACAUAAACGCGAUCAGGAGGGUGAAGGAGAGGGAGAGGAACGGCUCUGAUUUGAUAUUGGGCAAUUCGAGUGGCAGAGCCAGUACUGAGGGGGGUGACAGUAUCGAGCGGAUGCAAGUUUCCAAUGCUGCGGGAGUAGCGGAAGUAGGCAGGGCUGUUGGCAAGGCUGCGGGAUGGAAAGGAGGUCUCAGGGGAGGCUGGGCGGUUGCAGGAUUCCAAUGCGGGGGAAUAGCGGAAGCGGGAAGAGCUGUUGGCAAGGCUGGUGGGGAGCUGCCUGGGGAAGUGGCAAGUCAGCGGGGUGGAAGAAAAGUUUUAGAGGAAGCUGGGAGGGGGAUUGGGGAAAUGGUUGGCGAGGGGGGUAGCAGAAAGGUUUCGGAGGAGGCUGGUGUUGAUGGGAGGCGGCGUUGUAACGAUAGCAGGUAUGAUGAUAGCGAGGAUGGUGCUGUUGCAGUUGAUGGUGAUGCCGGGGUGGAUGGUGAUGAUGGGGGUCAUGGUGAUGAUGGGGGUCAUGGGGAUGAUGGGGGUCAUGGUGAUGAUGGGGGUCAUGGUGAUGAUGGGGGUCAUCCAGCUCAGGGUGAGGAUCGUUCUACGAGCAUUACCAAGGCACUCGCUGAGGUUGGGGGUCAGAGCAGUACCAAGGCACUCGCUGAGGUUGGGGGUCAGAGCAGUACCAAGGCACUCGCUGAGGUUGGGGGUCAGAGCAGUACCAAGGCACUCGCUGAGGUUGGGGGUCAGAGCAGUACCAAGGCACUCGCUGAGGUUGGGGGUCAGAGCAGUACCAAGGCACUCGCUGAGGUUGGGGGUCAGAGCAGUACCAAGGCACUCGCACACUCUGAGCCAUCGCCAUCCCUCUCGUACAGCACAGCAACGGACUCCCUUCCUCGCACGGACGCGUCUGCAGAGUCGCUCUCUGGGAGCUUGCUGGCGUCAGCGACGCUUCCCCCAGCCUUGCUGGCCGUGCUGGCCAACAGGGGAGAAGCAGCCUCGGGAGAUUCCAAGGCGCUGGACACGUCGGCGUCGUUUGGUGCUUCAGCAACCUCAGCGUCGUUUGGUGCUUCAGCAGCGUCGGCGUCAUUUGAUUCUACAGCGGCUGCAGCAGCAAUAGCAGCAAAAAUUGCUGCAGAAAUGGCAACAGCAGCCGGCUCCCUUCAGCUACUUGCUGCCGAGUCAGCAUCUCCAGCUCAACCAGAUGCCGCUGAGUCAGCUCCAGCUCACUUCCCUGCUUUUGAGUCAGCGCCAGCUCAGCCGCGCCGUCUGUCCGUCCCCUGCCGUCCAGCCUCUGCUGCCAGGUGGCGUGCCACGUGUGGCCUACCGUCUCGCGCAUCCGUUGAGAGAGAUGCUGAGCUGGCUGCCAGGCUGGCGGAAAUCCGAGCUGGAUACGCUGGGCGGUGGGUGGGUGAGGAUAAGAUCGAAAGGGAUGGCAAGAUGGCUAGGAUUGGCCCAGGGGUUAACGCCAGCAGCAGCAGCAGCAGUUGUGUAGGGAACAGCACUUGUGACAGUAGCGCAAGUGACUGUAGGAGGAUGGAAGGGAUCGGGUCACAGCAUGGGGCGUCAGAGCAGUUGUUACAGAUUCAGUUACAGAAUCAGUUACACAGGGACGUACACAGUCAGUUACAGAAUCAGUUACACAGUCAGUUGCAUUAUCAGCUACGGAGUCAGUUACGGAGUCAGUUACAAAGCCAGGUACAGAGACAGCUAGAGUUUGAGCUAGAGGGUCAGGCACAGCACCAGCAAGCGCUACUGUCCUCUCAGGCACUUGCUGACUCAGAGGCGCAGCAGCAGCAGCCGGAGCAGCAGGAGCAGCAGCAACCGCAGCAGCAGCAGCAGCAGCAGCCGGAGCAGGGAGACUUCCCAACGCCAGGAGCCAUUGCAGGUGGUAAUGAGGGGCAGGAGGCAGAGCCUCUUGGUUUGACUUGUGAUUCACCGAAGGGUGAAGAGGAGGGAGACGAAGCACCAGGAGAUAAAGUCGGCAAGGAAGAUGGAGAGGCGGGGGAAGACGAAGGAAACGAAGAGGGAGGAGAGGGUGAGGGGAGGGUGGGGAAGGGGGUAGUGGGGGGAAAGGGAGAAGGGGUAGCAGGGGAGGUGGCAAUGACUCUGGAGAGGAUUGAAGCUGCUUUCAGUCGAUUCAGCAGUCUUGUUGACUCGGGUAGGGGAGGGGAUCAAAUGGGAGGCGGAGAGGUGGGAGAAGAGGGAGGAGAGGGAUGGGAGGGAGGAGAGGGAGGGGAGAGAGCGGAGGGAGGAGAGGGGGGAGAGGGAGGAGAGGAGGUGGCAAUGACUCUAGACAGGAUAGAAGCUGCUUUCAACGAAUUCAGCAGCAGUGUUGGUUCGAGCAGAAGAAGCGAAUUUAAAGGAUGUGGAGAGGAGGGAGGAGAGGAGCGGGAGGGAGGGGAGCGAGGGGAGGAAGGACAGGGAGGGGAGGAGGUGGCAAUGACUCUGGAAAGUAUCGAAGCGGCUUUUAAAGGAUUCAGCAAUAACGUUGGCUCGGGCAGAAGAAGCGAAGUUAAGGGAGGUGGACGGGAGGGAGGAGGAGGAGAGGGAAAGGGAGGAGGAGGAGAGGGAGGGGAAGGAGGGGAGGAGGAGGUGACAGUGACUUUAGACAGGAUCGAAGCUGCGUUCCAUCGAUUCAGCAGCCACGUCGAAGAGCUCAUAGCACUCAAGAAGCAACACCCUGCUGCUGCUGCUGGUACUGCUGGUGGUGGUGGUGGUGGUGGUGGUGGCGGUGCUGCUGUUGCUGCUGCUGCUGGUACUGCUGGUGGUGGUGGUGGUGGUGGUGGCGGUGCUGCUGUUGCUGCUGCUGUUGCAGCCAUCCCAACUCUGAACUUCGCGGCAAGUCCUGUACCAGCAGGUAACGUGCCAAGUACCCCCACGAAAUCCAGGGUAGACGUGCCAAGUACCCCCAUGAAGCGGGUGUACAGCAUCAGAGUGAAGCCGGCGCACAUGCAAGCAGCCAUGAGAGCAGCGGUACGUGCUGUGCAGGCUGUGCCAUGGGGGAGGGCAGGGCGAGGGGCGGAAGGGGAAGGGGCGGAAGGGGAAGAAGUGACUUUUGAGUCGACUCAGAAGCCGGCCCCCAUGCAAGCAGCCAUGAGAGCAGCUGUGCACGCAGUGCAGGCCGUGCCAUGGGGUAGAGCAGGGCAAGGGCAAGGGGCGGAAGGGGAAUGGGGUCAAGGGGAAGGGGCGGAAGGGGAAUGGGAUCAAGGGGAAGGGGCGCAAGGGGAAUGGGUGCAAGGGGAAUGUGAGCAAGGGGAAUUGGCGCAAGGGCAAUGGGCGGAAGGGGAAGGGGCGGAAGGGGAAGGCGUGCAAGCAGCUCCUUCCCCGGGGUCAACCGUUGGGUUUCCUGCAGAGUCGUCUCUCUGCUCGGAGGAGGAGAUUCUGGCAGUAGCAGCGAAGGUGGAAGCAGCCAUAGGGUGCUUUGACUCGGAUUCCAGGGUAAUUCACCCUGACGAAACGGGCAGCGGCGGGGCAGGAGGGGACGAAGAUGGGAGAGGCAACGGGGCGCUGGAAACGCCCCAGGUUCCGGCUAGAGAGUGCUGAAAGGGGGGAAGGGGAAGGGAGAGGCGGAGGGGGAGAGGGAGGGAGGGCUGGAGGUGGGAUGAUCCGCAUGCCAGCCAAGGUGGUGGCGGAGGGAGGGGUGGGGCCAGGAAUGAUCGUGAGGCGAAAGACCGGGCAGGCCCCGCGCAUGUGGGCGGUGCCUACUAUGGACCUUGAGUCAGCACUGGAGGCGGCUAUGCAAGUGGCUGACAGCGCAGAGGGGGAGGAGAGCGGCCUUGAGGCGCCUCAGAAGAGCAGCAUGGCUCAGAGGGGGAAGGCCGAGCAGCACACAGAUGCCCCUCGGCGGCCGGUGCCUACUAUGGACCUGGAGUCCGCAUUGGAGGCGGCUAUGCAAGUGGCUGACAGGACAGAGGGGGGGGAGAGCCGUCUUGAGGCGCCUCAGAAGAGCAUGGCUCAGAGGGGGAAGAAGACAACAGGGCAGGGUGUAGCUGCGCCUCGCAUGGGGGCAGCACCGGCUACGAUGGACCUCGAUUCUGCACUAGAGGAGGCGAUGAGGAUUGCUGAUAGGAGAGGGAAUUGGAUAAGUCCUGAACCGAACCGGGGGGGGGUGUUGAAAUGCGGCUGGAAGGACACAUGGACUG